UCAAUAUAACAAUUAACAAAUAACACUGCGUGCAAUAACAACCAGAAAACAAUAAAAAACUUUUAGUGGGUAUUCUUUUGUUCGAAUAUAAAAGUGAAGUUUUUGUUAAAUAAGCAGAUUAAGGAUAAUGGAGAGAAGGGAUGAUAGAAUCUCGGAUGUGUUAAUUCAAGAAAUAGAUGAGGGACAACGAUGCUUAGACUGCAAAAAUAAUUGCGUAGGAUUCAAACCACAUCCAUGGAGAACUGUAUGCGAUAACUGUAAAUGCGAACGUGAAUGUCAUGAUAUCUAUUAUAAUGAUAUUGUGAACGUCCGAGAUAUAAUAGGUCUGAAAGAUCCACGACAAUCGAACAAAUCGUCAUUUAAACGGAAUGCCUUGGAAGAAGGAUACGCCUGGAUGCCAUCUGAUUUAUCUAAGGAUAAAAUCCAAGAAUACUUUGUUCAAAUUCCUUCUCAAAAAGUACCUCGGCUCAGAACUCCUGGGGAGAAAUAUCGUGAAAAACAACUCAUCUCUCAACUACCCAAGCAAGAUUUUUCUCCGCAUUAUUGCAAAUUUUUAGGAAAGGAAUAUCAACAACAAUAUGCAGAUUUCGUCAACGAACGACAGAGAACUGCACUCGAUAUUGCCUAUGUCAAAAGCAUUUCGGAGCAGACAUUUGAAUGCUAUCAAUGUGAAGGAAGCAUGAUUUCUGGAGAUAUAGCAGUGAUUGUGCCUAGAUUAGGUGAGAGAUAUCCUUUCCAUCCGGCUUGUUUCGUCUGUUUUGUUUGUAAAGAGCUGUUGGUGGAUUUGGCUUGCUGCGUAAAGGAUAAAAAAAUAUAUUGCGAACGUCAUUAUGCAGAACAGAUCCGACCUCGAUGUGCAGCCUGCGAUGAGUUAAUCUUUGCCGGAGAAUACACCAAAGCCAUGUCCAAAGAUUGGCACACUACUCAUUUCUGCUGCUGGAAAUGUGACGAUUCUCUGACAGGACAACGAUAUGUAUUGCGUGACGAGCAUCCCUAUUGCGUUCGUUGCUACGAGAGAUUGUUCUCCAACACCUGUGACGAGUGUGGGCGUUCCAUUGGUGUAGAUUCGAAGGAUCUUUCUUAUAAGGGCAAACAUUGGCACGAAGCUUGCUUUUUAUGCAGCAAGUGCCAUAAUUCAUUGAUAAACAAACCUUUCGGUUCAAAAGCUGAUAAAGUUUAUUGCACAAGUUGUUACGAUGCUGCUUUUGCUACCAGAUGCGAUAGAUGUGGAGAAAUUUUUCGUGCAGGUACAAAGAAGAUGGAGUAUAAGGGCAAACAGUGGCAUGAACAAUGUUUCUGUUGCGUCGUUUGCAAAAAUCCUAUUGGAACUAAAAGCUUUAUUCCCAGAGAUAAUGAUAUUUAUUGCACUACAUGCUACGAGCAGAAGUUUUCUACUCGUUGCAUCAAAUGCAACCAAAUAAUAACUACAGGUGGUGUCACAUAUCGCAACGAACCGUGGCAUCGGGAAUGUUUUUGUUGCGUAAAUUGCCAAGCUUGUCUCGCUGGAGAGCGUUUUACUUCAAAAGACGAAAAACCAUACUGUGCCGAAUGUUUCGGAGAAUUAUUUGCUAAGAGAUGCCACGCUUGCAACAGACCUAUUACAGGCAUCGGAGGAACACGCUUUAUAUCUUUUGAAGAUCGAAAUUGGCACAACGAUUGUUUUCUGUGCGUCAUGUGUAAGAGAUCAAUGGUUGGAAAAGGCUUCAUCUUCGAUGGAUCUGAUAUCCUAUGUCCCGAAUGCACCAAACAAAAGUUCCCCGUAUAAAUUAAUUGGAUUAAUUCUAAAAUAGACAAUUUAACAACAAAUUAUACAAAAUUCAACUGAAUUGGGAAGAAAUUUCAGAAGCUCAAUUUUCUAAAGUUUAUUUAUUUUGGCAUAACAAAAUUUUUUUUACUCUAAUUUAAUUUGUAGCUGAUAAAAUUUUUAAAAUAAU
This is a messenger RNA of Centruroides sculpturatus (bark scorpion), 1934 nucleotides long. RefSeq names its product four and a half LIM domains protein 2-like. Lineage: Eukaryota; Metazoa; Arthropoda; Arachnida; Scorpiones; Buthidae. The coding region runs from base 128 to 1765 and encodes 545 amino acids. Gene Ontology annotation, molecular function: zinc ion binding. The record is from RefSeq and is a predicted model, not a curated record. The transcript is spliced from 9 exons.